UAUUCGUGAUCGUAGUGGCGAAUUUCGCGGAUUAUCGACGUCGUUGCCGGACUCGUGGAAAAGGUUUUUCGGUUUUUCCCAGGCUCCUCUAACAACUUUUCCACAUCUUCUUCCCCCCUGCACCCCUCCCUGAGAGAAGAGGCGGCGGCUCGAGGGAGAUUACAAGACACAACGGAAGAUUUAUGGAUUCCUCUUUCGUGAGGAGAGAAGACAUACUGAUUUUGAUAUGAGCUUUUGAGAAGUCGACAGAACGUGAAGCCAGAACUUCCAGACAUGGACCUGAACUUGAACUUGUCAGACGCUAACUUCGACUUUGAUGCCGCACUCUUGACAGAUGAGGAGAGACAAUGUCUGACUCAACUUUACAUGCCGACCUAUGACGAGCCGGCGGAAAAUUGUCCUUGGUCCUGGGACGGCGCGUUGUGCUGGCCGUCCUUCCCCCCUGGAAAGAACGCUAGCCUUCCAUGCUUCGAAGAACUAAAAGGAAUCAAAUACGAUACAUCACAAAAUGCAAGCCGCUAUUGCUUUCCCAACGGCACGUGGUCCACAUACACAAAUUACAACGCGUGUCAAGCCACGGUGCCAGAGAACAUGGUGCCGGAGAUGCCUUGGGUCGUAGGUGCCUCGACCAUCUACUGCAUCGGUUACAGCAUCUCACUCGUCGCCUUGUGCGUAGCGGUCUGGAUCUUCAUUUACUUCAAGGACCUGAGAUGCUUGCGGAAUACGAUACACACGAACCUUAUGUGCACUUACAUUUUAGCCGACUUUUUAUGGAUCCUUAACUUUGCACUGCAGAUCUUGGUGCCUAGCGAUUUCAUUUGCGUCGUCUUCGUUCUCCUCCUGAAAUAUUUCAUCCUCACCAACUACUUCUGGAUGUUCGUUGAAGGCUUGUAUCUGUACAUGCUGGUUGUGGCGACGUUUACAAGGGAAAACAUAAAACUUCGUGUCUAUCUUGGAAUUGGCUGGGGAAUUCCUUUUCUUGUCAUGGUGAAGGUCACCGUCAGCAGGCUAUUAUCAAGAGAUUUGGCAUCAGAGGAGCUCGAUCGGAAUAGCUGUUCUUGGUUGACGCCGCAUUGGAGCGACUGGAUCGACCAGUCUGCGGCUCUUCUAGUCCUCGGGGUCAACCUCAUAUUCCUCUUCAUGAUCAUGCUGGUUCUCAUCACCAAGCUGAGAUCCAGCAACAACGUUGAGACUCAACAGUACCGCAAAGCAUCGAAAGCACUUCUCGUCCUCAUCCCACUUCUCGGCGUCACCUACAUCUUUUUUCUCGUCGGCCCUAAAACGGACAUCUACGAGUACAUAAGGGCCAUUCUUCUUUCAACUCAAGGAUUUUCAGUGGCUUUGUUCUACUGCUUUCUUAACACGGAGGUGCAGAACACAUUCCGUCACCACUUUCUCCGCUGGAAGGAAUCCCGUGACAUCGGCCACAGGAGGUACACGUACAGCAAAGACUGGUCGCCAAACACAAGGACGGAAAGCAUCAGGCUGUACUCGAAGCACGAGGUGGCUCCGUACAAGAAGCGUGAAUCGACGGCGAGCGAAAGCACGACAAUGACGAUGGUGGGAGCCGUGGGCGGAAGGCUGUCCAACGGAUCGACGGCCAACGCGCUCAAGACGCCGGUCAACCCAUCCUUACUCGCUCCACCGACUGAAAACGCCGUCUAAAAGCGAAAAACUAACGAAAAUUUUCUACUUUUUAGGCCCGAGGGAAAGAAUCAAAACCUAAAAAUUUCUAGCUCGUACAACUAAAUGGAGAGACUAAGUAAAAUCACAUAUAUUUUUACAUCACUGCGAAGGCUACAGUGAAUCCCCUGAUUUAAAAACAAUAGAACAACACUCUUUAAAUUUUUAUUUUUUUAAAUCUAUUUUCAAUCAUUGAAUUUCACUUAAGUAUCAUUCCUGUGUCUUGAAAUUCCUCGAAAUCAAAGCUGUAUGUAAAAAGAACAGUUUACAGUAAAUGCUUAUCUUCAAAACUAAUCGCAAUUUUAGAUCUUUUGAAAAUAAUGGAAAAGCGAUACUGUAGUCGAACAAUAUCCAUUAAAAAGAAAACCCAUCCACGAGUUAGCAUUUUCCUGAGUUUACUUCACUUUUAUUGUUCAAAUUGAAGAAAUUUCCACCUCUUAGGAAAUUGAGACGUUUAAAUCCAUGGAUUACUUUUAGCACCUAUUUCCUUUAAUUUGCUGAAAUAAGAAGAACAACGAUAAGUUUUUCAUUUGUCUUUAAACCUUGUGGUGAUAUUUAUUUUCUAAUUAAUCAAUAGUGACCAUUAAAAAUAUAAGUUGAAAAUAAAUUUUUUUAUUUUUUACCAGUAGUAAGUAAAUUUGAUAACAUCAUAGAGAGUAAAACAAAACAAAAAUAUACAUAAAAAAAGAGGAACUUCUCAUUAAUAGUUACUUCUGUUAAUAAGCGUUAAUCACUUUCACUGACAUAUAGGAGGUCGCGAUGUCGCUUGAGUGGUUGAUGAUGAGUGUUUGGAAGGGUGCGGGAUGAAAGGUUUCGUGGCUUGUGUGACUGGAUAAUUGUUUGUGAAACUUCUGUGGUUUUUCACUACGACUUCACGGUCGUAUUGGAUAUUAAGAUCAUUGUCAAUGUUAAGAUUGGAUAGAUAGAAAGGAACAGUGACGAUGGUUCGAAGGAUUUUUGAUCGUAGGGAAUGAAUACAGGUUGGACGUUAUAACGCACAAUGUAGGCGCCGCUAGGGCGCGCGCUGGUGUGGUGAAACCAAUAAUGAAAAUCAUUAAAAAAACUAAAAUUAAAUUGAAUUAAAAUUAAAAUUGAAGUGAACGGGUGUGUAGUCCUCGCCAAUCUUCUUUUCAGUACUCAGAAAUGCAGCACCUAAACCCUCAACAUAACCAACGUCCUGGAUAAUAUGAUGUCUUAGAUUAUUACGAUACCUAGGUUCCAUCUGAACGGCUGGCGGAUUUCACUCCCGUGAUUUGAAAUUAAAAGAAAAUUGAAAAUUAUACUGAAAAUAACUUCUAAAUCUUGAAGGUAAGGUGGCCAUUCAAGAUCGCUCCAAAUAGAACCGCGCCGAGCCGUAUAGAUCCAUUUGGAGUGCCUGAAAUUUGAGGGGGAUUCACGAUCGCUCCACAGCCAGUCGUCUAUCGUCAUCUAGUGAAUUACUUCCUCAAAAUGAAUGACGAUCUCUUGUGCUAAGCUGCUGUUUGUUUAUAUAUAUAUA
Cimex lectularius (bed bug) is the source of this 3181-nucleotide messenger RNA. RefSeq names its product diuretic hormone receptor-like. The record is from RefSeq and is a predicted model, not a curated record. The transcript has 15 exons. Lineage: Eukaryota; Metazoa; Arthropoda; Insecta; Hemiptera; Cimicidae. Gene Ontology annotation, cellular component: plasma membrane. Gene Ontology annotation, biological process: adenylate cyclase-modulating G protein-coupled receptor signaling pathway; cell surface receptor signaling pathway. Gene Ontology annotation, molecular function: G protein-coupled peptide receptor activity; peptide hormone binding; diuretic hormone receptor activity. Bases 274 to 1665 code for a protein of 463 amino acids.